Polyodon spathula (Mississippi paddlefish) is the source of this 3126-nucleotide messenger RNA. RefSeq names its product ras-related protein Rab-5B-like. The transcript has 6 exons. The record is from RefSeq and is a predicted model, not a curated record. Bases 206 to 847 code for a protein of 213 amino acids. Lineage: Eukaryota; Metazoa; Chordata; Actinopteri; Acipenseriformes; Polyodontidae. Gene Ontology annotation, molecular function: GTPase activity; GTP binding.
CAGGAAGUAGGAGACGGUCAUCUGACAGAGCGAGCAAAAACAACAACAGCCCGCUGACAGCAGAUCGAAGAGAGAAGGUCGCUUUUCUUAUCCCGACAUCAGGAGUGGAGAGAGCUGUGAGCCGCCGCCUCCCCCCCAACCCUGUCCUGCACAGCGCCCCCACCAGGAGACCCACAGAGAGGCCCGUUCGCCACAACGCUGCUCCAUGGCCAGCAGAGGGAGUGCCCGGCCCAACGGCUUGGGCCAGACCAAGAUAUGCCAGUUCAAACUGGUUCUGCUGGGAGACAUGGCGGUGGGCAAGUCCAGCCUAGUGCUUCGAUUCGUCAAGGGGCAGUUCGACGAGUUCCAGGAGACCACGAUAGGGGCGGCGUUCCUGGCGCAGUCUGUGUGUCUGGAUGACACGACAGUGAAGUUUGAGAUCUGGGACACGGCGGGGCAGGAGAGAUACCACAGCCUGGCGCCCAUGUACUACAGAGGAGCGCAGGCUGCCAUUGUGGUGUUCGACAUCACCAAACCGGAGACGUUUGAGCGUGCGAAGGCCUGGGUGAAGGAGCUGCAGAGACAGGCCAGCCCCAACAUCGUCAUCGCACUGGCUGGGAACAAGUCCGACCUGGCAGAGAGGCGCAUGGUGGAGUACGAGGAGGCUCAGACGUACGCCGAGGACACAGGGCUGCUCUUCAUGGAGACUUCAGCUAAGACUGCCAUGAACGUCAACGAGCUGUUCCUGGCCAUCGCAAAGAAGAUGCCAAAAACGGACACGCAGAAUCUGACACACGCUGCCAGACAUCGAGGGGUUAACCUGCAUGACGCAGAGGCACAGUCCAGCAGGGGGUGCUGUGGCAACUAAACAAUGUCAUCGUGCCUUUCUCUUUCCAAUUUCAUUUGAACCCAAAAGACUUGGUGAAAUAGUGAGUGUGAAGAAUCAGAAGACUGUGAGCGGGAAAGGGGGUUUACAUAACUGGCACUAAUAUAUAGUAGUUUAUGAUUUUGUUUUUAUAAAUAAUCUUUCUGAUCCUUAUGUAAGAUUGAGCAUUUCAGUACAGACACACAGACGGAGAGAGAUGCACACAAUGGUAAAGCUUGAUCCUCGCUUUAUUACAGAAACUGCAUCAGGGCUCCCAUUGCACAGCAAACAGCACCACCCUCGGUUCUCCUGUGAGCUUCAUUGCAUAAACCCGAGCUGGGGCCGAUGCGCCAGUCUCCGGUGGGUCUAACCAAGCUCAUAGGUAAUACUGUAAUGGCUCAGACUGCUAUGCCUUGAUUCCACAGACAAAAUCAACAGCAUUUGGUAAAACGUUGACUCUCAAGAAGCCCAGUUGCAUUCCCAAGUAUCUUUUCAGAAAACCCAUUAAUUUCGGGUUCCAGGUCCUUACCCCAAACGUCAACUGACGGUUUAAAACUGGGUCCUAGGGUGUGUAAGAUUAACGUUAGAGCAAGGAAGUGUGCAAUACUGUAAUUGAGAGUAACAUUCAUCAGCUACUCCGAAGCCUUGUUCAUUUUAAUAUGCAGCUGAACUGCGUGGCCUUAAUUCCACUGGUUAGAGUUGAGGGGACUGGGAGGGAGGCAGGCAGUGUGGUCUAGAGGUUAUCGCUGAGGGACUGGGAGAAGUAUUUUCAGCUGUCUGUCUGAGACAACCCUCCCUUUGUCCUCGUAGCAGUAAAUGAGAACCAGUUAAAAGAGGACGUUCCUCACUAUUUGAAGUCAUGGUUUUGCAAACGGAACUGCUGUGAAGGCAGGCGAUGUGUUGUUAACUGUAAUAACAAUGGGUACUGUGUAUGUGAAUUGUCACAUGGCAGGAGGAGGAGGAGGAGGAGGGUGAAAGUGUAAAUGUAUAUACUGUAUGAGCCCAUUAACUACCGGGUUUAAUUUAUUCUGAUGAUUAAAAUGCAGUUUAAUAUUCAUGAAACUGUUCUAGACUGUUAUCUGGCUUCUUAAACAAAUACCAAACUUUUAAAAAUACAUCCAGACAGAUGAUUUUAGGAGAGGGACCAGCUCCUAAACUACAGCAUUAGAAUAUGUUGAUGCCCUGAGGUUCCUCCAAAAUGAAAAAGGGAUAAGGGUAGAUGUGAACCAACAUAACCAUGAGGGCUGCCCUACAGUGGUGCACUUUCAGUGAAUACAGUAUUUUUAUUGCACCUUUCAUCACUGAUCUCAAAGCACUUCACACACAUAAUUAAACCAAAAACAUUCAUAAAACCCAAAUCAAAAAAGAGAUACCAACUGCUUCAUAAACACAGGUGGAAAUGCUACUGACCACAAUUAAGGGCGGGACCUUUAAAGGAGGCCAGUCCCCAAGUAAACUGGUUCGUUAAGAUGUGUGUCUCAAGCAGCCAGCUGCUUUUCAAAAUAAUUCACUCCUGUGAAAAAAUCUGGAUUAAAUAAUGAAAUGGUGGAAGUUAUUAAAAGAAGCUGACCCAGUCACUUCUUCAGAGUACUUAACUGGGAAGCACAGCUAAGAGGUUUGGUCCCAGUGCACUGUAUUGUAGCAUUGCUUUAUUAAUGAGUAAUAAAGAAAAAUCUGUAUUUCACUUCUGCUGUAUUCCUGUUAUGUGCUGUGCACUCACUGAACCUGCCCUUAGGAUGCUUAACUAACCCUUCUCUGCUCUGACAGCUGAAUGAACCAGCUUGCAGAGGGAGGGGGGCACAGUCACUGGAACAGCACAUGCUUUACUCCCCUCUUCAGCAAUUCAUUUCUGUUUUUCUCGUCUCUCACUGCUGGAGAACGAGGUCACUGGAGCCAUGUGAUAGGCAGAGAGGUGCUCCUGGUGUUCCUCGUUCAAGGCUGGUGCACAUUUCUAUCAGGUUACAGUAAAAGAAGUCCCUGUUCCCAGCUUUUUGUAUUGUACUGCAGGCUACUGUACUGACAGCAGCCACAUACAGUCCUGUUAACCCCUCACUGUUUCUCACCGUUGUUCAAUAUCUGUACAAAGAACAACAAUAAUGUACACACCUGACGAGUGAGCAGGUUACUCGUAAUCACUGCUGUUCCCCGUUCACUCAGUCUGGAUCGUGUUAUUAAGCAGCACUAGGAGUGUUUUAGCCUGUUCCUAUUUACUGUAACAAAACGUAUUAAAAUCCCUCUGCACUAUUUUUGUUUUUUUCUUAAUUAAAGCUGAUCUUACAUCC